AAAAUGGACAAUCAGCGUCAACCUCCUUCCUGGAGCCCGCCUCCUUUCCCCGCCCCGCCCCCUUCCCAAAUGACUACGGUGGCCUGCUGGGGGAACUCUAGAGAGGGAGCCACCGGGCAGCCGUUGAUGAAGAGCCACGGCCGGAGGCACGGCGCAGGGAUUCAUCUAUGGAUUGGAAAGAGGUGCUGCGGCGACGGUUAGCAGUCCCAAACUCAAAAAAAAAUGAAAAAGAACUUAAAGAGGAAGAAAUGGAUCUGUUUACAAAAUACUACACAGAAUGGAAAGGAGGUAGAAAAAAUGCAAAUGCAUUCUACAAAUCUAUUCCACGGUUUUAUUAUAGGCUCCCAGCUGAAGAUGAAGUUUUAUUGCAGAAAUUAAGAGAAGAGUCUAGAGCUGUUUUUCUGCAAAGGAAAAGUAGGGAACUGUUAGACAAUGAAGAGUUACAGAAUUUAUGGUUUCUACUGGACAAACACCAGACACCACCUAUGAUUGGGGAGGAAGCAAUGAUCAAUUAUGAAAACUUUUUGAAAGUUGGAGAAAAAUCUGGACCAAAGUGCAAGCAGUUCUUUAUGGCAAAAGUUUUUGCUAAACUUAUUCACACAGAUCCCUAUGGAAGAAUAUCUAUCAUGCAGUUCUUUAAUUAUGUUAUGAGAAAAGUGUGGCUCCACCAAACAAGAAUAGGGCUUAGUUUAUAUGAUGUGGCUGGCCAAGGUUACCUUCGGGAAUCAGAUUUAGAAAACUACAUAUUAGAACUCAUCCCCACUCUGCCACAGUUAGAUGGACUAGAAAAAUCCUUUUAUUCUUUUUAUGUCUGCACUGCAGUUAGGAAGUUCUUCUUCUUCUUAGAUCCUCUGAGAACAGGAAAGAUAAAAAUCCAAGAUAUUUUAGCAUGCAGCUUCUUAGAUGAUUUACUAGAGCUUAGGGAUGAAGAACUUUCCAAGGAAAGUCAAGAAACAAAUUGGUUUUCUGCUCCUUCUGCUUUGCGGGUUUAUGGCCAAUAUCUGAAUCUUGAUAAGGACCACAACGGAAUGCUCAGCAAAGAAGAACUCUCCCGAUAUGGAACAGCAACUAUGACCAAUGUCUUCCUUGAUCGUGUCUUCCAAGAGUGCCUUACUUAUGAUGGAGAAAUGGAUUAUAAGACCUAUCUAGACUUUGUGCUUGCAUUAGAAAACCGAAAAGAACCUGCUGCACUGCAAUAUAUUUUCAAAUUGCUUGAUAUAGAGAACAGAGGAUACCUGAAUGUCUUUUCCCUUAAUUAUUUCUUCAGGGCUAUACAAGAAUUAAUGAAAAUCCAUGGACAAGAUCCUGUCUCAUUUCAAGAUGUUAAGGAUGAAAUUUUUGACAUGGUGAAACCUAAGGAUCCCUUGAAAAUAUCCCUUCAAGAUUUAAUCAGCAGUAAUCAAGGAGACACUGUCACUACCAUCCUAAUUGAUCUGAAUGGCUUCUGGACUUAUGAGAACAGAGAGGCUCUUGUUGCAAAUGAUAAUGAAAACACUACAGACCUAGAGGACACAUGAUUUUUAAUAGAUAAACUGACUCCAUUGAGACAUGCUUGAAUACUAUAUAAUCAUUAAAAAAACAUUAAUAAAUUGUAAGAGCAUGAUUAAAAUAUUCAUAUACCUCUAGAAAGCCAUGAGCGCCUAGUUUUUUGGGAUUUUCAAGUUAACUUAAUCAAUGGGGUUAAAUACUAUUUUAAGGAAGUUAAAUAUGAUUAUAUUUAACUCAUAUAUGGCAGACAGUCAUGUAUCACAGGACUUAAACUUUUCCCAUUCAUGACCCCUUUUUGCCUGAGAAAUUUUUAUGUGACCCCCAUCUCGAAUCUAAGAUGAGGUAUUUCUAGCAGGUUUUUUUUGGACAUGCAAAAUGUAUGUAUUAUGUGUUUAGAACCAAGGCUGUAGCAAAAUUGUGUGAUACAAAACAGGCAAAGAGCUGUCAGAAACAUCUCAUAUUCAUUAUGUUUGAUUUUGAAUUAAUUUUUGGUCAUCACAUUCAGAAAUCUUUUACUAUGCGAAAUUUUUCACAAUUCCCACAUUAUCAUGUGAUCCCACAUGGGGUUGUGAUUAAGAAGCUUUGAUGUACUAUGCCAUAAUGUUUUGCUGACAGCAAAAGGCAUAUUUUAAAUUUUUUUAAUAGUAACAAGUAAUUCUAAUAACAAAAUAGGACUUCAAAACAAAACUAUAAAGCUUAGCUUUAUUGUAAAUCAGUCACAAUGGAAGUUCAUGAAAUAUUUUAUAUAUUGUCAUUUGACCCUCAAAAAAAUAGUAUAAGAUAUUAGAAGAAUUAUCCCAUUUUACAGAUGAUGAAACUGAGGCUCAGAAUAGUUAAAUGACAUGAUUAAGUUCACACUGGUAGUGGUAGACCUUA
Sarcophilus harrisii (Tasmanian devil) is the source of this 2364-nucleotide messenger RNA. RefSeq names its product protein phosphatase 2 regulatory subunit B''gamma (gene PPP2R3C). Gene Ontology annotation, biological process: cortical cytoskeleton organization; regulation of dephosphorylation; positive regulation of B cell differentiation. The transcript has 13 exons. The coding region runs from base 168 to 1517 and encodes 449 amino acids. NCBI's taxonomy places the organism in Eukaryota, Metazoa, Chordata, Mammalia, Dasyuromorphia, Dasyuridae. Gene Ontology annotation, cellular component: centrosome; spindle. The record is from RefSeq and is a predicted model, not a curated record.